Brassica oleracea var. oleracea is the source of this 3144-nucleotide messenger RNA. RefSeq lists its product as uncharacterized. Lineage: Eukaryota; Viridiplantae; Streptophyta; Magnoliopsida; Brassicales; Brassicaceae. Bases 1 to 3144 code for a protein of 1047 amino acids. The record is from RefSeq and is a predicted model, not a curated record. The transcript has 6 exons.
AUGGAGAGGUUGAAGUUGGUUGUUGACGAUUUCGGUUAUGAAAGGCUAAAUUCUCGGUACAAGGAACUUGUUGCUGAAACAGAAAAUGAGGCAAGGGAUAAGAUGGAAAUGUACUUAAAGGAACCUGUUGAGAAUCAGAAGCUUAUGAUGGGAUUUGAAUUGGUGAGAAUAAAGAGAGAUCUUAUAGAGGUCACAGAGACUCCACAUGACAAUGCUGACAUAGAUAAUGGUGUCGCCGCUGCUGGUCAGAGCCAUAACAGCACCUCUGUUGACACUGAUGUGAAGGAAGUCACAGUCGAGGAAUCUGUACAUGGCCUGGUUGAAGGGGUGGCUACUCCCGAUAGCUUGUGUGCUAACUUUCCUCCUUUGGAACUUGAAGAAGGUGAACUGGCUCCUGAAAUUCCCCAUGAUACCUCUACUGCGGUGAUUCCUAGCUGUAAUGGUCCUCAGGUAUUUUCAAGUGAGGUGACUAUGAAUUUGUCGGACGAUGCUGCGUUCAGUACUCCUUCAAAGAAGAAGAUUUUUCACUCGGGCUCUGCGGCGAAAUCUCAGGGUCUCUCUGGUUCAAUUCAAUUUGGUAAUUGCUCAAACUCUUUUGAUGUUCUGAGUGAUGAGAAGUUCAAGCUUGUUCGUUCUCUGAAAAUGCUUAAGGUUGUCCGUAGAUUGAAUAAACGCAACUUCAGUGGUAUUUCCCAGCGUGUUAAAGACCAGAAAUUUAUUGUCGAUGGGCUUCAGUGGUCUUUGCUCACUCUUCCUGACUCUGCUACAGCGAGGGAGGAGCAUAUACAGCGCCAGAAACUGAAUGUGUUAUUAACAGCAGAGGAGAAGUAUUACAGACAGAGAUCUCGUGUCAGGUGGGCGGAUGUGGGGGAUCGAAACACUGUCUUCUAUCACAGGGUGGUCACUCAACAUGUGACUGUGAACCAUAUCCAUUUUUUAAAAGAUGAAGAUGGAAGGGUUAUCUGCACUACAGAAGAGCUUAAAUCACAUUCAGCUCAGUAUUUUCAGAGCAUAUUAGGAGUUACUGAUCUUCCUAAUUCUCUGGCUCCCAUGGAAGAGCUCCAGGACCUGCUUCCUUUUCGAUGCUCAGAACUCCAGCAGGCUUAUCUCUCAAGGACUGUUCUGGAGCCGGAAAUCAAAGGCACCAUCUUCUCCAUGCCGACCAACAAGAGUCCCGGGCCGGAUGGUUACUCAAUUGAGUUUAUUAGGGCCUCUUGGGACGUUGUAGGCCCAGACAUUAUCAAUGCGGUUAGUGAAUUUUUCAGAAAUGGAAGAUUGCUCAAAGAUUUAAAUACUACUGCGAUUACUUUGAUCCCAAAGAAACCAGAAGCUUGCACUUUGGGAGACUAUCGUCCGAUUAGUUGCUGCAACAUUGUUUUUAAGGUUAUCUCCAAGAUUAUUGCCAACCAGCUGAAGCCUAUUCUUCGUGUAUCUGUCAGUCCGAAUCAGGCUGCAUUCUUGAAAGGUCGCAGCUUGGGUGAAAAUGUUCUUCUCGCUUCAGAGUUAAUUCGGGAUUACAACAAAUCAUCAUGCCUCAGAAGUAGUAUGCUUAAGGUGGAUAUUCGUAAGGCUUUCGAUACUGUUUGUUGGGAUUUUGUUAUAAAAAUCUUAAAGGCUCAAGGCUUCCCUCCUCUAUUUGUGUCCUGGAUACAAGAAUGCAUCACUUCUCCUAGGUUCUUUGUGGCUUUAAAUGGAGAAUUGGCUGGCUUCUUUGAGGGGAAGAAAGGUUUGAGACAGGGAGACUCUAUUUCUCCUUAUCUCUUCAUCAUGAUCAUGGAAGUUCUCUCUAGACUUUUGAAUAAGGCUCAGAUAGAGAACAAAUUCCAACUUCACCCACUUUGUAACUCUCCUAGAAUCACUCACCUCCUCUUUGCAGAUGACCUCCUGGUCUUUUCUGAUGGCUCGAGAGCUUCGGUCUCCGGGAUUAAAGCGGUGAUGUCUGUUUUCAGGGAAUGGUCUGGUCUGGACAUGAAUGAGGCCAAGUCUGAAAUUUUUUAUGGAGGCUACAAUGAUAUCCAAGCCUCAGUUAUGGCUGAUUUAUCAGGUUUUAAACGGGGUUCGUUCCCUACAAGAUAUUUGGAUCUUCCUUUGGAUCCAAAGAAGAUUACCUUAGCCACUCUCCAGCCUUUCUUGGAGCGAAUUACUUCUCAGCUACAUUCCUGGACUGUAAAAAUCCUCUCUUUCGCAGGCAAGGUGAAGCUUAUAUAUUCGGUUAUUUACGGAAUGGUCAAUUUUUGGAGUUCAGUUUUUGUGCAGCCAAAGAGAUUUUACCAGAAAGUGGACUCUAUCUGCUCAGCAUUUCUGUGGAAGAACUCAACCACCUCUGCCUCGGGUGCUCGUGUGUCCUGGUCUUCUAUUUGUACACCAAAAGAGGAAGGAGGGCUUGGGCUGCGGACUCUUGAGGAAUUUGAUUUGGUCUUUCGGUUGAAGCGAUUCGGUGGUAGAAACUUUUGGCUGGUCAGAGAUUCUCAGCGAUUCUCGGUUACGGUAAGAAGCAAUGGUUUUACUGCCUCUUUCUGGUAUGACUUCUGGACAGAGCUAGGCCCUCUUCACUUGUUAUUUAGGUCUACUGCCUCCAGGUCUUUAAGGCUACCUAUCUCUGCAACUGUCGCUGAUGCAACAAGGGAUAGUCACUGGAACCUCCCUCCAGCGAGAAGCGAGAAUGCAGUAACACUGCAGAUCAUUCUAUCCACCACUCCGGUCCCUUCUCCUAUCAACGCUAGUGACUCCUAUUUGUGGAGGUUGCACACCGGUGGUUUUGGGUCCACUUUCUCUACUUCAGUCACUUGGAACUUAUUACGUCAACGUUCUCCCAUUGUUGAGUGGCAUGAAGUGUUCUGCGGCAGAUUCAUAUCCUCUCCUCCGUCAGACAUCCCUGCUGCUGUCUCGAUGUGCUUGAGCUAUAAUGGUAUCUAUGCUUCGCUGGUCAGGAUAAUUUUGAAGCUUUUUCUUCAGGUCUUAGUGUAUUCUCUUUGGCGUGAGCGUAAUGGGCGUAUAUUCAGAGACCUCAAUCACCACCCUUUAGGCUUCUUUAGGAUGGUGGACAGGCAAAUGCGAGAUAGGUUGAUGUCGCUGUCUCCAGGCCCUAAUGAUGCUCACUCUCUUCUAGAGCUUUAUUUCUGGUUUGUUGUUCCAUUUAGCUAA